AGACUCUCUGAUGUCACCGUUGUCUCCGGUAUCCAAAUCACAAGAUGCCUUCCAAGGUUCCCCUCUCAUCAUGGAUGGCACAUGUAGCCAAUCCCAACGUUCUUGUAUCACAUCUGUCUAUCCCCGGAACCCACGAUAGCUGUUCAAAGUCGGUCGUCCCGUUUGUGGGCACGCAGUCUCUCACGGUUUCCGAGCAAGCAGAGCAAGGAAUUCGAUUUUUCGACUUGCGGGUCAAUCUGACGGCGAAAAAGAACCCAGUCCUGGUGCACGGUGACUACCCUCUCGGUCUAGGGCUGGUUGACGUCCUCCAAAGCCUGUACGACUUCCUUGACAACCAUCCCAAGGAAGGACUCGUCAUUCAAUUCAAACGAGAUGGCUCUCUGCCCGCCAAAUGGACCCCUUUCGACUUCAGCAACGUCAUUUUCUCGGUUAUCGCCUCGAACCCCAGUCGGUGGCGUUUGGAGACCGACAUCCCGAAGCUCAGCGACUUGCAAGGGCGGAUUCAGCUUGUACGGCGCUUUGAGUUGUUCCCACCGCAGCCACUCAACAGCGCAGGUCUUGACGUCCAGGACUGGAAGGACAACUGGGACAUACCCUUUCCCAUCGCCGCCACGCCCGGAAGCCCAGUGCCCAACGUCCGCGUCCAGGACAAAUACGACUUUGCCUAUGCACGUGGGGGCCCGUGGAAGACCAUUCCGAUCAAGUUCGAUCUAGUCAAGAGCCUGAUGCAGGAGGCCGCGUCGAAUCAGAAGCCCGACGUGUGGUAUUUCAACUACUCGAGUGCCGUCACCUUCACAUUGGCCGAGCCAUGGGAGUUUGCACAGGGAUUCUAUGACGACGACAGGUCCAAGUAUUGCAAAGGGGUUAAUACGUACAUGCAAGAGUUUCUGACGGCGCAGGUGCAACCGCUUGCUCGCUAUGGCGUGCUUAUGAUGGACUACCCGACCGAUUCGCGUUCGACCAAUCUCGUUCGCGCCAUCAUUGAGAGUAAUGACUUGAUACCUUAGGUACAUGACAGCGCAAGACUCUGUCCUACUCUUAGGAUAUAAACACCAUGUGCAGCACAGAUGAUCAGAGGAGGAGAAUUUGGAAAUUGAGAACGCUGUGGCGGAAAUGAUUCGAUGGGUCUUUAAGGAGCUCGCAGGUAGUAGCU
Messenger RNA from Phialemonium atrogriseum, 1153 nucleotides. Its product is annotated as PLC-like phosphodiesterase. The record is from RefSeq and is a predicted model, not a curated record. Gene Ontology annotation, molecular function: phosphoric diester hydrolase activity. Gene Ontology annotation, biological process: lipid metabolic process. The transcript has a single exon. NCBI's taxonomy places the organism in Eukaryota, Fungi, Ascomycota, Sordariomycetes, Cephalothecales, Cephalothecaceae. The coding region runs from base 45 to 1007 and encodes 320 amino acids.